AUGGGCGUGACAGCGAGCUUCGAGUUUUCGUCUCUAGCGGCAUCCGUCCGGCGCGACGAAGUAAAUGGUGGGCUCUGUGAUGAUGUGCUCCGUGCCAUCACCCUCUAUGGCGACGGCUUGACAAUAUACAAGGAUGGCAAGUUAACUUUGAUGGAUCCAUGCCGAGGGCUUGUUCCGGCAGACAGAAUAUAUUUUGAGAUGAAUUUAAAGAUAGUCCGUGAUGGAGGUGAGGUUGAAGAUUUCAGCAAAGGUGUGAUCGUUUUCAACAGGGCCCGCCUCCCUAAUGAUAAGCAGACCAUGGGUGUGAGUCUAAAUAGUUAUCUGAGUAGGGUGGAAGUGAGAUGUGCGUAUGUUGUAUAUCCCAUUGAAGCUACCAUUGAAGUCAAUAUUUUGAAGGGACCGUGUAGUGUCUCAAGAGUUGCCGCCUGGACUACCAAGAAUUAUGAGUAUAGUAUGGAUCUUUACAACGGUGGUAAAGCAGCAGCAGAGAUUGAGGCAGGAACCGUUCCCUUGAGUCGGCAUGUUGUAGCUGUCCCACUUGGUAGAAAGUUGGUGCUCCUUGUCACCGGUCGUAGCGUUGGUGAUGUUUUUAAUAAAAACAUCAUCGUACCUUUAGGACGAUCCAAUGAGAUGAUGCAUUAUAGAUUAGGUUCCGCACUUGUGGAGGUGAAACUUGUCUGGACAGCUGUUCCCAGACGCGAGAGGCAAGAUAUGAUCAAGGAUGUGGGAGACGAGAGCCUUUUGAUGUGA
Messenger RNA from Triticum urartu, 750 nucleotides. The record is from RefSeq and is a predicted model, not a curated record. Lineage: Eukaryota; Viridiplantae; Streptophyta; Magnoliopsida; Poales; Poaceae.